Molecule: messenger RNA, 2991 nt
Organism: Rhodamnia argentea
Lineage: Eukaryota; Viridiplantae; Streptophyta; Magnoliopsida; Myrtales; Myrtaceae
Product: pentatricopeptide repeat-containing protein At1g77360, mitochondrial
Exons: 2
Coding region: 713-2146 (477 amino acids)
Molecular function (GO): protein binding
Source: RefSeq, a predicted model, not a curated record
GUUUCGAUGGAAUGCCCCGAAAUGAACUCCAUCGUCAGAGGAUCAAAGGCGGACGAACAAGAGCGUUUUUGUAGUGAAGCGAGCUUCAUCUACAUCUUCAUCGUCAGUCGACUGGUGAAAACUUUAUUUUCAUACUGUUUGCUUGCUCUGCCAUUGGAUUGUACUGAUUUUCGUUCAUAUUGUGAUUGUGACUGCUCUUCUUCUAUUGCUGAGUUGGACGGAUCGUGGGUUGUGGCUUUAACGCGAACAUAAUGCAAUGUGUAGUUUGGGUUACCAGAAAAUGAGAAGUCUUCCGGGUGUGGAUUCGAUCUAAGGCAAUUGAGAUUGAUAGAAGCGGUGGAUUGCCACUGGUAAUAGCAGCCCAGUAGGAUGGUGUGAUGUGAUUUUUAUCAAGUGAUUCGUGCCGGUGGAACUUUUCUUGUUAGAGUAUCAUUUAGUCGGGACGAAUGGAACUGAUGAAGGCGUGAGGUGAAUUUUGUCUAGAGAGUCGAGCUGGUGGAGUUGUUUUGUGUAAGAGCCAUUUAGUUGGGAUGAAUCAAACUGUUGAAUCGUUCCGGAAGGUGUUAGGUUAGGUGAACCACCAUUAUUUGUUCAUAUAGUUUAAACAUCACUGCUGCAGGACUGAAUUCCAAGGCUGCUCUCCGAUGUGCAGUUCAGACUGAUUUAACUGAUUGGCUUAGGUGGAUUGUGAAUUCUCAGUUUGGCUGAUAACAUGCCUAGAAUCAACACUAGGUUUUCUUUAAGAUGGAAAGUGUGGGGAAGAAUGUACAGUUCAAGUGAAUCAGUUAGAGACAUUUCAGAAUCAUUGAGAAAGAUAAGUAAAAUUAUGAUGUCCACACCGGCAUUGGCCCUUGAUACUGCCCUUGACCAAAGUGGCAUCAGGGUGUCCCCGGAUAUGGUGGAGGAUGUCCUUAAGAGAUUUGAAAAUGCAGGUAUGUUGGCUUAUAGAUUCUUUGAAUGGGCUGGGAAGCAAAGAAAUUACUCGCACAGUGUUAGGGCUUACCAUAUCAUAAUUGAGUCUCUGGCCAAGAUCAGGCAGUAUCAAAUCGUGUGGGAUAUUGUGAAUGCAAUGAGGAGCAAGAGCAUGUUAAAUGUCGAGACGUUUUGCAUCAUCAUGCGAAAAUAUGCUAGGGCCCAGAAGGUGGAUGAGGCGGUAUAUACAUUUAAUGUCAUGGGAAAGUAUGACAUGCCCCCAAAUCUACCCGCAUUCAAUGGCCUCCUAAGUGCUUUGUGUAAGGCCAAGAAUGUGAGGAAGGCUCAAGAGAUCUUUGAUAGUAUGAAACAGCAAUAUGGUCCAGACUCAAAGACGUACAGUAUAUUGCUAGAAGGAUGGGGGAAGGCUCCAAAUCUGCCCAAGGCAAGAGAGACCUUCCGUGAAAUGGUUAGCGCAGGUUGCGACCCUGAUAUAGUGACAUACGGAAUUAUGGUCGACAUACUUUGCAAGGCCGGGAGAGUUGAUGAGGCUGUUGGAAUUGUCAAGGAAAUGGAUUCCACUGCCUGUCGGCCAACAUCUUUCAUUUAUAGUGUUCUUGUACAUACCUACGGGAUAGAAAAUCGGAUUGAAGAUGCUGUCCAGACAUUCCUAGACAUGGAGAGGAAUGGAAUUGAGGCUGACGUGGUAGCAUACAAUUCCCUGAUUAGCGCGUUUUGCAAAGUUAACAAAUUUAAAAAUGUGAAAAGGGUCUUGAGUGAGAUGGAGAGCAGGCGAGUUAAUCCCAACUCAAGGACCUGCAAUAUUAUUUUAACAAAUUUGAUUACUAGUGGGGAAACCGAUGAAGCUUACAGCUUCUUCCGGAGACUGAUCAAGGUCUGUGAGCCUGAUGCAGACACAUAUACAAUGAUGAUAAAGAUGUUCUGCCAGAGGGAUGAGCUGGAGAUGGCUCUUAAGGUGUGGAAGUAUAUGAACUCAAAGCGAUUCAUUCCAAGCAUGCACACUUACUCAGUGCUGAUAAAUGGCUUAUGCGAGAAGGGUAAUUCACCAAUGGCUUGUGUCUUACUGGAAGAGAUGAUGGAGAAAGGGAUCCGCCCAUCACGUAUGACUUUUGGGAGGGUAAGGCAAUUGCUCAUGAAGGAAGGAAGAGAGGAUGUGGUGAAAUUUCUUCAAGAGAAAAUGAACCUUUUGGUUAAAGAGCCAUUAUGCGAUUGAAGCUAUGCAUAAGGACUAAGGAGCUUUCUGGUACAAGCUGCGACCAUGAUAUUGUUAGAUUCAGGCAUUAGGACAUAUUCAGCUUGACAGCAGUGCUCUGUUUGGUUAAGAUGUUGGGCUGUCACUGCAGGUGAGCAUUAUUUUCUUCUUCUGUGUAUAAACCAUAGGUUGCAGAUCUCAUCCUACCAUGUUUGCUCUGGUGUCAGUCAUAUAAAUCUUUAAUUUCUUAUGCUUUUCUUUCCAAGUUUUGUGUAUUCUUUCGUAAUCGUAUAAUUUCCAUUAAUGAAAAUUUUUUGUGCUAGCAGUGAAUGCUUUUCCAUUGUUUAGGCAACAUAAUAGACAUGAUGAAAAGAUGAGAAAACAAAGGUAGAAGUUGUAGUGAUAGCAAAAUAUGCACUUCAUCUGUGUAUGACUUAAGACAUGAUGAUGACAGUUGAUGUAUCUGUGGAGUCUGGGCUUCGGAGGAUGUGACUAUUAGUUGCAUUCCUCUUUUUGGUUUUUGUGGUAAUUUGGGAACAAAGAACAGAGUGAAACUUGUUUUUAAAACCAUUUCUAGGAAAAGCCAUGGUUAAUGAGAUGUUGAAGGAAAGCAAGGUACGGAACCCUGGCAAUAUCUCUCUCUUUCUCAACGCCAUGCAUAUUUGAGACUAUUUUAUAAAGGAUAUGGGGGAGACAUGGGAAUCUCUGGCAUGUGAAUGUUUUGGCGAAGAGCAUCUAAUGCAGAGCAGGAUGAUGCUCUCGACGUCUGCCAUGCAUGAUACCUCCUCGACCCCUUACCAGAAGAAUUACAAUUGGUGUCAUGUAAUCCACAUUUUGACCAUCUAAUGUUUCAUCUGGAGUUUCUU